GGGCUUUAGGGCGCUGAGGGUUUGUAGUUUUGAAAUUUCUGGCGGGGGUACCGCCGGGCCGAGUUAGGCUCGGAAGUGGGAGAGACGCCCUUACCGGAGCCGCGCGGCUGGGCUCCGCGGCGGCGGGACACCAGGCUGAGGCUCACGUGCGAGCGCCGCUGACGAAGCGGCGAGCGGCCGAGCGGGUGUUGCUGCUGGGGGCGGCCCCGGCUCGCGCGGACUGGAGGAAGGUCCAGGACGCGCGAGCUCUGCCGCCCAGCUGGCGCCUGUCACUGACUUCUCUGCCGCGGCCCCUACGCCUUUCCCCAGCGAUGUUGUGGAGCCCGAACUGCACUGGUGUCGGCUGCCGCUUGCCAAGCCUGUCCUCGCCUCUGCUCCAGCAACGGCAGUGCCGCAGCUGCCACUGAUCCCCGGGGGGAUGCCCGCGGGCCUCACCGAACCGGCGGGCGCCGCUCCCUCCGCUGGUGUGAGCUCCUCGGGGACCGUGACCAUGGUCCCCCCCGGAGCUCUGCCGGUCCGGGUGGAGAGCGCUCCGGUGGCCCUGGGCGCCGUGACUAAGGCUCCAGUCAGAGUCUGCGUGGAGUCCACGGCGUCUCAGCCCCUGCGGUCCCCUGUGGGGACCAUAGUGACCAAAGUGGCUUCUGUCAGUGCUCUUCCUAAACUCAACAGCGGCCCUAGGCUAUCUGCUCCUCAGAUAGUCGCGGUGAAAGCCCCAAACACAACAAUCCACUUGCCUGCUAAUUUGCAGCUCCCUCCAGGAACAGUUUUGAUGAAAAGUAACAGUGGUCAGUUGAUGUUGGUGUCUCCUCAGCAAGCUGUAACAAGAGUGGAGACCACAAGUAACAUAACUCCAAGGCCAGCAAUACCAACGAAUACUCAAACAGUCAAAAUCUGUGCAAUGCCGAAUUCUAGCCCAUGGUUAACCAAGAAAGUGGCAGUAGCACCUGUUAAAAAGUUGGCACAAGUAGGAACUACUGUGGUAACCACUGUUCUGAAGCCUUCCUCAGUACAAUCUGUGGCUGUGCCAACUAAUGUCGUCACAGUUACUCCUGUAAAGCCAUUGAAUACUGUGACUACUGUGAAGCCUUCAAGUUUGGGAACAUCGUCUACCCCCUCAAAUGGGCCCAAUCUCAAAGCAGAGAACUCAGCAACUGCUCAGACUAAUCUUUCUCCAACAAUGCUAGAAAAUGUGAAGAAAUGUAACAACUUCCUUGCAAUGUUAAUAAAACUAGCAUGUAGUGGAUCACAGUCCCCAGAAAUGGGGCAGAAUGUGAAGAAACUGGUGGAACAACUUUUGGAUGCAAAAAUUGAAGCAGAAGAAUUUACUAGGAAACUUUGUGUUGAGCUCAAGUCUUCACCUCAGCCUCACCUAGUUCCUUUUCUUAAGAAAAGUGUAAUUGCCUUACGACAACUUUUGCCUAACUCCCAGAGCUUCAUUCAGCAGUGUGUUCAGCAGACUUCUAGCGAGGUAGUCAUUGCUACCUGUACCACAACAGUGACAACUUCUCCUGUGGUGACAACUACAGUUUCCUCAAUCCAGUCUGAAAAGCCCAUCAUUGUUUCUGGAGCAACAACACCCAGAACUGUUUCAGUGCAAACUAUGAAUCCACUUGCUGGUCCAGGAGGAGCAAAAACUGGAGUUGUGACACUAAAUUCUGUGGGUCCAGCCAUUGUACCAGGCGGAACAACAGCUGGAACUGUUUUGCUUCAGACUUCAAAACCACUUGUGACACCCGUAUCAAAUAAAAUUACAGCAGUCUCACUUCAACAUGAAAAGCCAGUUAUCUCUGGAGCUGCAGUAACAUUGGCCCUUCCAUCAGUAACUUUUGGAGAAACUUCAGCUGCAGCUAUUUGUCUUCCAUCCAUGAAACCUGCCAUUACUUCUGCUGGGACCACGUCUGACAAGCCUGUUAUUGGCGCUCCAGUCCAAAUCAGACUUACUCAGCCAGGCUCUGUCCUUUCACAACCAGCUGGCAUUCCACAGGCAGUUAAAGUCAAGCAAGUAGUAGUCCAGCAGCCUUCAGGAGGCAUUGCAAAACAACUGACCACACUUUCCCAUUCCUCAGCAUUGACCAUUCAGAACUCUGGACAAAAGAAGAUGCCAGUGAACACUGUAAUACCUACCAGCCAGUUUCCUCCAGCUUCCAUUCUAAAGCAAAUUACUCUGCCAGGAAAUAAAAUUCUGUCACUUCAAGCAUCUCCUAUUCAGAAAAAUAAAAUAAAAGAGAAUGGAACAACAUGCUUCAGAGAUGAAGAUGACAUCAAUGAUGUGACUUCCAUGGCAGGGGUCAACCUCAAUGAAGAAAAUGCCUGCAUCUUAGCAAGAAACUCUGAAUUGGUUGGCACACACAUUCAGUCAUGUACAGAUGAACCAUUUCUUUUUAUUGGAGCUCUACAAAAGAGAAUUUUAGACAUUGGUAAAAAGCACGAUAUUACAGAACUCAACUCUGAUGCUGUGAACUUGAUCUCCCAUGCAACACAGGAGCGAUUACGAGGCCUUCUAGAAAAACUGACUACAAUUGCUCAGCAUCGAAUGACUUCUUACAAGGCAAGUGAAAAUUACAUCCUGUCCAGUGAUACCAGGUCACAGCUCAAGUUUCUUGAAAAGCUGGAUCAAUUAGCAAAACAGAGAAAGGAUUUAGAAGAAAGAGAAAUGUUACUUAAGGCAGCCAAGAGUCGUUCCAAUAAAGAAGAUCCAGAACAGCUGAGAUUAAAGCAGAAAGCCAAAGAGUUGCAACAGUUGGAGCUCGCACAGAUACAGCACAGAGAUGCUAAUCUUACAGCUCUUGCAGCAAUUGGACCAAGGAAGAAGAGACCACUAGAAUCUGGAAGUGAGGAGGGCUUAAAAGACAAUCUUGCUUCUGGGAGAUCCAGCCUAACAGCUUCCAAACAGUUGCUUUGUCCAAGAAUCACAAGAAUCUGCCUGAGGGACUUGAUAUUCUGUAUGGAACAGGAAAGAGAGAUGAAGUAUUCUCGAGCUCUAUACCUUGCCCUUCUGAAGUGACCACUCCACUCUCCAUCCAGAUCCUUGCUAUUUACUGCCAAAGAAGACAUAAGGAAAAUUGUUGGACUGUCCCAAAAUGUCAGUUUCUGGGAAAUAAUCACCAAUAUGGAAAAUCAUUGUUUACAGUUAUAAACUUUUCUUAAAUCUUACCUAUACAUCUCAUGGGGUUCUUACAGACUAGAAUUCAGCUUUGUCUUCUGAAAUCUGUUAGGAAAAGAAGUAAGCAUCUGCCUACCUGUGCAUUUAAUCACAGCAAGUUAAGGCCCUGUUAUUACCUGCUUCAUUUGCCAAACUGUAACAGGUGAGGUGUCUUUCCCUGAUACAGCCUAACGGAGCCUGUAUUGAGAUGCAGGAGAAAGGCAGAGUCACCACUUACUGAGAAAAGUGUAUUUCAUCCUAUACUGAACCUGUCUCAAAGUGUUAGGUGUUCUGGGCUGCAGUCAGAAGUUGCUUAGCUAACUGUGACAGUUACCUUCUGUAGUUGAAGGUGACAGGCCACAGAGUAGGGCCUGUGGUGACUUUGGCUGGCUAAGUCCCAGUGUUGUCAAAAUGAGACAAGUGGGGAUAGUUUGUGCCUGAGGUUGCUAAUUCUCUGGUUCAUAUCACCGUGUGCUACUUCUGAGACCAAGUGAGGGGACAGCCUUGUCAGGGAAACCUUAAAGUUGUAGCUGCUGAUAUAUACCUCAUUGAAAAAACGGAAGAGAUGGAAAGUAUUGGAAGGAAUGAUGGGGUGUCGAGUUCAAACUGAGGGGAAAAUGAAAAUGGAAUCGUAAAACAAGAACUGUGCUACAUAUGCUCAAGAGGGCUAGGGGUGGGAUUAGAACUCCGAAACAAUUAAUACAUGUGUUAUUGAUGAAACAGAUCAUAGCCCAACCAAAAAGGAAAACUUAUCAAACAUUUUCAACUUACAGUAUUUCAAAAGAAAGAAGUUACUUUUUGUUUUAUACUGUUUUAACUCUCAAAAAGGAUGGUUUUUGUAGUUCCUUCUCUUGUAAAAUCUUUUAGUUACCCUAAGUUUUAAGCAUCUUGGUGCAUUUAAAAAUUCUAAUUUUGGUGAUUAGAACUUUUAACAAUAGAACUUCAUUUUGGAUUCUAUACUUAAAAGGUAAUGUCAGCAUCUUACUCCUGGGCCCCUUGGCUCUGAAUAUGAGAAGCAUGUGAUGUAUAUUAAUCUGAGGAAGAAGCUGAUGUACAAAGCCACCACCACCCCCUUUUUUUAGUUCCACCUGUGUGGAAUGUAGCUGGUGAAAAAUAAUGGCUAUAGUUAGAAUCAUAUACAGAAAGAAUGAUUAAAUCCUCCAAGAAGGUUUAAAAAAUGGGAACUGCUUUGCUGCUUAGAAAAAGAAUUCAGGGGAGAAAAAUACACCUCAAGUAUGUUAUUCUUCAUCCUGUUCUUCCCAUUGGGACUGUUAAGGCCAUAUUCUAUACUAUAGUAAGUUUUAAAUUGGCCACUUUUUUGUUUCAGCAAGUUACUAUGUAAAAUGCUGUAAGUUAUGUAAAUGUUAAAAGAGUACUUUAAGAGAUCUAUACCCAGAGUUGUUUUUGUAUAUUUAAAAGCUUAGCUUUAUUUUUUUGUAAAGUGCAGCAU
Molecule: messenger RNA, 4592 nt
Organism: Cynocephalus volans (Philippine flying lemur)
Lineage: Eukaryota; Metazoa; Chordata; Mammalia; Dermoptera; Cynocephalidae
Gene: TAF4B
Product: TATA-box binding protein associated factor 4b
Exons: 15
Coding region: 419-3004 (861 amino acids)
Biological process (GO): DNA-templated transcription; transcription initiation at RNA polymerase II promoter
Cellular component (GO): transcription factor TFIID complex
Molecular function (GO): DNA binding; RNA polymerase II general transcription initiation factor activity; protein heterodimerization activity
Source: RefSeq, a predicted model, not a curated record